This is a messenger RNA of Zychaea mexicana, 4611 nucleotides long. RefSeq names its product male sterility protein-domain-containing protein. Lineage: Eukaryota; Fungi; Mucoromycota; Mucoromycetes; Mucorales; Lichtheimiaceae. The transcript is spliced from 14 exons. Gene Ontology annotation, cellular component: intracellular membrane-bounded organelle. The record is from RefSeq and is a predicted model, not a curated record. Gene Ontology annotation, biological process: long-chain fatty-acyl-CoA metabolic process. Gene Ontology annotation, molecular function: acyltransferase activity; alcohol-forming very long-chain fatty acyl-CoA reductase (NADP+) activity. Bases 1 to 4611 code for a protein of 1536 amino acids.
AUGUCGCCUUCACCACCUUCAUCCCCAGAAACGCCUGCGCCUGCAAGCGACGAUUCAGUUGAACUGGUCUCCUCUCCUGAAGAGGAACACCAGGGACAACAGGUUCAGCAGCAGGAACAGCCACAAGUACGAGAACCAGAACCAGAAAUAGAAUCAAAGGCAGAACAGGAACAACAGCAGCAGCAGCAGAACUCGGAUAAUGAACAAGAAAAGGAACAGGAAGAGGCAUCGCCAGCACCACCGCCACCGGUAGUGCCCAUCAUUCACGAACCAAUAACGCUUACUGACUCACCUGUACAACCACCACCACAACAACCGCAGCCCAGGCCAGAGCCUGCAGCUGUUCAACUAAGCCCCGUGACCGAAUUCUAUCGCGGAAAAACAAUCCUUUUAACAGGUGCUACCGGAUUCGUCGGCAAGGCUGUGUUAUGGAAACUAGUUCAGUCGCUUGGACCCAGCCUCGGCAAAAUAUAUCUACUCAUACGAAAUGGAAGUAAUAAGCGGAGUAAGAUUGGAAGACCAGCCGAUCGCAUCAAGAGCGAGAUAUUGAGCAACAAGGCAUUCUUGGCAUUGCGGACCUCAAUGGGUGAAGCAACAUUCGACAGUAUUAUGCAAGAGAAAAUUGUACCUAUCGCUGGAGAUAUCAUUUCACCCGAUCUGUCAUUAUCAGAUCAAGAUCGCGAAACCGUUGUCAAGGAAGUGCAGGUCGUAAUCCAUUGUGCUGCUACUUUGGAUUAUCAUGAACGAUUGGAUUUGGCUUUGGAAACAAAUACGCUGGGCACUUUGCGGUUGAUGGAUUUGGCAGAUGAAUGCGAGAACAUGUUAUCGUUUGUGCACAUGUCUGUAAGUUACUUUAACGCAAACUUGCCGGAUGGUUAUGUUCAGGAACGGGUAUAUCCAAUGGAAAUCGGCGACCCUGAGGACCUUUUAAAAGAAAUUGUGGGGCUGGAACUCCAAGACAUCCCAAAAAUGACACAGCGCGUCAUGGCUUCGUAUCCAAACACAUACACAUUUACAAAGUUCCUGACCGAACAUUUAAUCUUGAAGCGUGUUGAUUAUAACCGUGUGGAGGAGGCUCAGGGUGGCAAAAAACAAUGGCCGGUGUCAAUUGUUCGAGCUACUCAAGUAGGCGCUGGCGCAUUUGAGCCGCUUCCUGGAUGGGUUGAUGGUGUCACAGGAACGAACGGAGCAGUCUUCUUGCUGGGUCAUGGAAUACAAGUACUUCAAACUGAUAUUGGACAUAUGCCUGCGGAUAUUAUACCCGUUGAUUAUCUUGCUCGUAUUAUUAUCAGUAGUGCUGCUGUGGCCAAGGCACCGGGGACGCGGUUCCUUUUGCCAUAUAAUGAAAUAAUCACGGAGGAAGACGAAAUUGCCAGUCCAUUACCACAGCCAAUUGUUGCUUGCUUCCCGAUCGUAUACCAAGUCUCUGGCAGCAGCUUAAAGAUGGCCACGUGGCGCGAGGUCUAUGAAGCCGUCCGCCACUAUUGGGUCAGAAACACGAAAAUUGCGCUACCCACCGGACAGGAAUACUUUGUAAACAAUAGAGCGCUGCUCAAGGCCCGAUUAUUCAUGAAGAACCAGUUUUCCAACUCACUAUCAUCUGUAACGACGACCAUCAGCGGCAACGCUCAAAACAACAACAAUGUCAGCCCGUACGGAACACGCAACAUGUCUCGACCUACGAACCGAACAAUCGAACUUGCAUCACGUAUCGUAGAAGCCAACCAGCCCUUCUUACGGCACCGAUGGGUUUUCGAUCACCAGAACGUACGGAUGCUUGCCCAUGAUCUCGAGAGCGAUCCAGUGUUCCGGCUGUCACCCUACAAGCACAUUGAUUGGGCUUCGUACAUGGUGAACUAUAGUUACGGUACACAUCUUUACAUUGCACAAUGUCCGCUGGGGCUACGCAAUAUUGUGGUUCCUCCCGGUUGCGACUGUGCGCUGUACUCUAAGAACCAGGUGAUCCGGGACUCGAUCAUUGAAAAGCAAAUUGAAUCGGUCGUGUUUAGCAUCUCAGAUAUCCAGAAGCGCACAGAACGCAUGCUCACACAACUUAUCGAGACGUUGGAAAAACCAAACUCGUACAAUCCUCGCGAUAAAAAGAAGAAUGAAGAAUGGAUUAAUGAUUUCGACGCUAGUUUGGAUGAUUGGUGCCACGAUGAUACACAGAUUCUGAGGGAUGCAAACGCGGAAGCUCUACUCGGUCGUUGGUCAAAGGUGUUGGGAGAAAAUGAUGAGGCCAUCAAGGUGGUUGUGCUUAAUGAUAAGCGAGUCCGAGAUAGUGUGGAGCAGAUUAUCAGCUCUUCUGGAGUUCCUCAGGGAACGGUCGUGGGUGAAGCAAUGAAGCUCCUGCAACGCAUGCGCGAACGCACACAAUUGCCAUAUGUGUGGUUCGCUGGCGCUUUCCUGGAUUGUUUAUUUAAGCGAUUAUUUACAAGCAUCCGGAUACAGGAAAGCGAUCUAAAUAAGCUAAAAGAUCAAAUUCGUGGAAAAAAUGUCGUAUACGUUCCGGUUUCUAGAACGAUCCUAGACCAGCUUUUAGUCUGGUACGUUUGUUUGCGGUACCAUUUGCCGAUGCCAGCCAUUAUCUGUGACGAAGCCUUGGCAUUACUUGGUCCAAUUUCAGACAUAUUCCGAAUUGCUGGAGCGUACUUUGUACGACGCGAUCAGACCACACGAUCUCCUCUUAGUACCGCCGUUACAGCAGCCUAUACCGAAGCCAUGUUGCACGACCACGGAGCGCUAUCCAUGCUGAUUGAAAAGACGCGUUCUCGGACUGGAAGAUUGCACAAUGCAUAUUCGGAUGGAUUGAUAGAUAUGGUGUUGGACGCAAGCCUUGAAAAACAUCAGCCGUCUGCCCCAUCAACACCAACAUCUAAAACCCGCAAUAGUCUGUCUCAAAAAGUUCGAAAAGACACAGUUUUUGUGCCACUCAACAUCACCUAUGAGAAAAUUCCAGAAUUACACAUGCUCAUAGACCAAGUCCUUGAUCAAAAGCACCAUUCACAACCUUCGGAAUCUGGACCACAGCGUACCAUGUCGACGCUUGCUCGAUCAUCAUCCUUUUUGCGACCAAGUGCUUCUAUGGCAGGACGAACAGCAAAUAAAGACAACGGUGUCAACGAUAAGGGCAAAUAUGGCCGAGUAUACAUUGGUAUUAGUAACGUCAUUGACGUCAGGAAGAUGGCGGAGGAAAGGUGUGUAUCCCAUCUCUUUUUCUUUCGGAAACCAUAUGCCAACUCAUAUAUUUUAAAUUCUAGAGAUGAGGACGAAAAUCAGCAUGAGUUUGCAAACACGGUGGCACGAACUAUUCAAAAGCGACACCAUGAAGCUUCUGCAGUCAGUCCAGUAUCAUUGGUGGCAGCCGUCGUGCUAUUCGGUCGUACAUCCAACGGAAUCACGAUGGGUGCUAUCUAUGAACAUGUCACAUGGUUCCGCGAUGAGCUCAAGUCCAAAAGCAUUCCUCUUGACUGGCAGGAUGAUGAAGAUGUGGAUGCUAUGGUCGCCUAUUCAUUGAAUCUGCUUGACGCACGACAAAAUAUCACUAUUGAGGGAAAACGCGUUACUGAAUACUCUAACGUUCGUGUAGUUGAACAUGCUGACAAUGUGAUGGCAUUGUCUUACAUGGCCAAUGCGCUGGUUGAAAUGCUCCUACCAGACGCGUUGUUUGCCAUCAGUUACUUUUCCACGGGCACUGACGAGGUUUCAAGGCAUGAGUUGUAUGGAAGCUUCAAAUUUUUGAUUCAGCUAUUCAAGGACGAGUUUAUUUAUCCAUGGGAUCAACAAGAGAAAUUCUCUCAACUCCUAAGUCGAUUCCUACAAAAGGGCCAUCUCGUUGAAACCGGCAGCGACACAUUUGUGAAAAGAGCAACACUCAAAAACGACCCCACCACAUAUACCCAUAUCUGUCUUUUGGCAUCCCUUCUUUAUCCUACUCUCGACGCAUAUUGGAUCACUUCUUGUUCUCUUUCAGCCCUGCGGGAUCUCCCUUACAUGCCUCGCAAGAUUGUUCCUGUUCUCGCGCAAUGGAUUGCAGCACACUUGAUCAGCGGCCGUCGCACCAUUUAUCGCGAAGUUCUAUCCACUGAAGCAAGUCAGAAUGCCGUUGACAACUUUUUGGCCAUUGGCUUCAUUGAAGCAGUGCACCCAAAGACAAAGUUAUCCCCUGAUGCGCAAAUUUUGCUCUUGGAACUCGGUGUAACAACCAACGAGGAUCUGGUCAUGGUGGCUCCUCGCCGAAAAAGUCAGGAAAAUGCAGAGUGUGACGACGGUGAUAUGCUGGGCCGAUUGGAAGAUAUUGCAUCAUUAUGCCACAACAUUGAAAAACAUCGGUUUGGCACGACAGCACAAUUAGAGGCAUAUCGGAGCAGUAAUGCGCAAGUGUUUGACAAGUGCCAAAACCAGAUCCGUACGAUCUUGCGUUCUGGCGGAAAGAGCUAUGCAACCAUCCAUGGUAUGGAUCUCAGCAAGGAUGAGGAUCAAAUGAUCCAGCUCGUCUACUCUUUAAAAACUGCAGCAUCAGGAGUUGAGCGUACCGGCGGUGUUCCAGCAUCACGUAAUCCCAGGCGUGUUUCGGAAGCAUACAAUCUACUAAAUAGCCCCAAAAACUAG